Molecule: messenger RNA, 2695 nt
Organism: Octopus sinensis (East Asian common octopus)
Lineage: Eukaryota; Metazoa; Mollusca; Cephalopoda; Octopoda; Octopodidae
Exons: 1
Coding region: 1079-2404 (441 amino acids)
Biological process (GO): regulation of glycogen biosynthetic process
Cellular component (GO): protein phosphatase type 1 complex
Molecular function (GO): protein phosphatase 1 binding; glycogen binding
Source: RefSeq, a predicted model, not a curated record
GAGUGGGUUGUUUUUCCUUCGGAAAAAACUGAAAUGGGGAAACGACAACAACAGAUUUUUCUCAAAGGAUUCACUUAAAUUAUUAACUGACAUCUUUUAGUCAUCAGUUGUGUAAAAAGAUUCUUUAAAACCGCUUCGUGUUUUGUUGCUGUUAUCGUCAUAGCAGCCCACUUACUGCUUCUGUUUCGUUUUACCGCUGACGAAUUGUCAAAUACUGAGGAUUCCGCUUCGAGCAGGACUACAUUGCUGCGAAAACCCCCACACACAAACACAGACCUAUAUAUAUAUAUAUAUAUAUAUAUAUAUACAUACACGCACUUACAUACAUAUAUGUAAAAUAUGCGCGAUCACUCCGACGCACCAAACUGUCAAAAUGAAAUAUAGUCGUCAGUGGGGGUAGGAAAAUGCAUAAUUAAAAUGUACUAGUAGUGCUAAAGUGAAUUAUUUUGUAUCUGCGUGCUUAGUAGAUCUGUAUAUAUUAAAAGAGAGAGAGUGAUAGAAAGAGACAGAGAGAGAGACAGAGGAAAACAGAAACAGUGAGGCCUUCCGUGCGCAAAGAGCGAUAGUGGGCUUGGGCUUACACAAAUCUUUAAUCUAUCACUAAACACAGAUUUCUACGCGGAUCCUUCACCUUCAUUGAAAACGUCCAUGAAGGUUUGUGUUUUCUAUUUUGCUUGGAUAUAAUACAAAGCUUGCUUACGCCGGGAAUAUUUCGAAUUUCUACCAUACCUUGUACGAUAUAGCGAACGUUUUUUUUUUUGUUUGCUGCUGAUCAGAAUACGUGAAGGUAAUAAUAUAUAUUUAUAUAAAACAUAUGCCUACUGUUUAACGUAAGGAAAAAUAUAUUUCUUUUCUGUGAAUGUGAAAUUAAAAUAAAGAAAGAAAGAAAAGAACACAGAGAACCUGUUAGAACGAAUUUGUAAACGCUUGACUGGUAAAUACACACUUUUAUUUAAUAUAAAUGUUCUGAUGUCGAUGUUAAUUUAGAAGUUAAUUUCCUCAGACUUUCUCGUGUAUUUUUCGCUGAAGACUACUGAUCAAUGGUCUUAUCAGUUAUGACGGAUUUUCUUCAAUUGCCAUGUGUGCUUUUUCUUCACCAUACAGUCGCUUCUUACCCCGGAAUCUGUCUUAUUCGGAGGAAAUAUACCUAAACGGAAUACCCAUUAAGCGUCAACCCGAAGUUCCUAAAGCGCUCGACAAGUUUCCGUCUAAGCGUCGCAAUCUUCUCUUAAACAGCAUCAUCAUGGCAGACACGGCGGAUGAUAAAGAUCCGGAUGAGUACCGGGUAAAAGACUAUAUCCCUUCGUUUGACGAAGGAAUUUAUAUCAAUUUAAUGGACGAUCUUAGUUUGGAAUCCGAUAAACAUGAAGGACAGACUGACGACAGCGGAGAUUCAAACGGUAUUUUAAAACGCUUCACUAAUUAUGCCACUCACCUGCAGCCACUGUCAGCUGGUGCUGAAGGAAAUGCUACUGGGUCUAUGGCAAACGGAGACAAUGACAAGUCCACUGUUAAUAGCCCGCUUCACUCCUUACCGGCUGCAGGAAACAGUUUGGAAGAAACUGUUAGCGGGGAAGCCCCAAUGGCCGGAGUUUGUGCGGAAAGAGUAUGUGCGGAAAAUACGAAUUGCUCUUCAAGUCGAAACAUUGUUAGUAGUGUACAAGAAUAUUUUUCAAAUAGUCCAAGGAAUGAUACAAAACUACUCGACCUCCUCUCCCCACAGAGUCCAAUUUACGAUGACGAUGAAUUUAACUUCUCUAGAACCCAACUUAGAAAAUCGACCUCCUUGAAGACAACAAAAACCCCUCCGGGGACUCCCCGUAGGAAGAAAGUUGUACGUUUUGCCGACGUUAUGGGACUGGAUUUGGAAUCUGUAAUUCACGUCUUAAAUAUGGACUCUCCGCCGAAAAUUCCCGCUUCUGCACUCGCAGACUUACAGUCCGGUAUAGAAAGUGAUCGAAAAUCGAUGGGUGCACGGUAUCUCACAGCAUGCUUCGCUCAACCAUCCGCCAAUGAGGGAUUCAUGGGACGGGUGUGCGCAGAGAAAGUGUGCUUGGAAAAUGCCGUUAUAUCUGAUCUGACAAUUACAGGCAUUAUUCGAGUGGCUAACAUCGGUUUCCACAAAAUAGUUCAAGUGCGUUAUACAACGGAUGAUUGGAAAAUUCACCAUGAUAUCAUAGCUUCUUACGUUCAUAGUUCGUGUGACGGCCCUACGGACAGGUUUUCUUUCAGUAUUGUUACCCCAGCUGACUUCAGUGUGGGUUCUCGUCUGGAAUUAGCGAUAUCUUACACUUGUGGAGAUAUCGUGUACUGGGAUAGCAAUCAUGGGGAGAACUAUGUGUUUCAGUGCUUUGCUAAAGCAGGGGUGACCGAAACAGAAAAUGCGUGGACGCAUUUUCUUUAAGAGCAAAUAUCUGGAAAAUAAGAAUGUUAAGUAUUAAUUAUAUUAAAAAGUAACAUUGAAAAACAAACAAACAUGUAUUAGAAUUGCAAGAAGGUAGCAAAAUUGAUAAAAAAAUUUUCUUUAACAAAAGCAAAAAAAAAAAAAAAUCAAUUAAAAAAAACCUAUUUAAAACGGGAAGGACCUCAGAAACUUUAUCAAAGAGUGCUAAAACGAUGUGAUAGAAAGAAAAAAAAAAAAGCUUUCGACAGCGAAAUUUAAACACCUAAAACAAAAAAAAAAUAAUAAAUAAAA